UCCAAAAUCAAAUCAUCGACCAGGCUUCCCAAAUUGAGAGAACAGAACACACAUAUUUCCUUUUUUAUUUUCGAUUUGCCCAGAAAUGGACUGUGCUCUGAGAAUCGCCCCUUCGUCGCCCAAGGUUUCCUCCCUCCAUCAUCGUUUGCACAGUAAUUCGAGGGUUUUUCACAGGAUAGGCUCUGGGAUUCCCUGCAAUGACGCCGUCUUGCUCACUUCAUCCUUGUUUGCUUCUCCCGCUAGGGUUGUUCGAUGCGAUGUCAGGCGAAUAAGUAGUCUAGAAUCUCUUUUCUGCUAUGAUAAACCUAUUCCUGAGGAGAUCAUUGAGAAGCCUAUUGGGCUUGCGUUGAACGAGAAGGAUGUUGGAGAGAAUCCUCGAUGCUCUAGUUGUCUCUCUAAAGGAGCGACUCUUUGUGCAACUUGUUCAGGGUCAGGCUUAUAUGUGGACUCUAUCUUGGAGAGUCGAGGAAUCAUCGUAAAAGUUCGAUGUUUAGGUUGUGGAGGAACAGGGAAUACCAUGUGUUCAGAAUGUGGCGGCCGGGGUCAUCUUUGAUUUGGCUUCAUGUUUGUUAUUGCUCACAUAAAAGGUCUGUUCUCAUUUAAUUAGUUAUAUCCCGGGGCAUGUAAUGCAAACCUGCAGAGAUCCUGAUUACAGAUAUUCAACAUGUGUAUGCUUUUGCUUUUAACUUCUCGUUGUAUCAUACAGCAAUGGGAAAAAAAUAUAUUUAAAUAUGCUAUA
Molecule: messenger RNA, 739 nt
Organism: Salvia splendens (bonfire salvia)
Lineage: Eukaryota; Viridiplantae; Streptophyta; Magnoliopsida; Lamiales; Lamiaceae
Exons: 3
Coding region: 86-553 (155 amino acids)
Source: RefSeq, a predicted model, not a curated record